This is a messenger RNA of Daktulosphaira vitifoliae (grape phylloxera), 937 nucleotides long. RefSeq lists its product as uncharacterized. Lineage: Eukaryota; Metazoa; Arthropoda; Insecta; Hemiptera; Phylloxeridae. The record is from RefSeq and is a predicted model, not a curated record. Bases 111 to 905 code for a protein of 264 amino acids. The transcript is spliced from 4 exons.
AAAUUGUUAAAUAAUUAAAAACUUCAAUAUUUUAAAUGAUAUAUAACUUUUGUACUAAAAUUACUCUUUAAUUGAUAAAAUUGACAAUUUGUACAGCUCACGAUAAAAAAAUGAUUCAAAUGAUUUUAUUCGCAUUAAUAAUAAUACUUCAUACAUGCUAUGGAACAUCUGGUAAUUUUAAAAGGGACCUAGAUAUAGCAUGGUCUGGAUGGAAUAGACAUUUUAAUGGUGAUUACUCACAGUAUGUUGGAAAAUAUGAAGGAAUGGAAAAUAAUAUGAACAUGCAUUCUAAAAUUAAAGCACAGUAUUUAUCUGCAAUAAAUAAUAUUAGAGAUUGGCAUAAUGCAAAACCCCUAAAAGAAAUUAAAGAAUUAGAUGACAUUGCACAGUCAUAUGCAAAUUAUAUAACCCAGACAGGAAAUUUUGAAGUAGGUAUAUUCAAUAAUGUUUUUGGACUUUUGGUAUCAUCUAAUGAAGCUAAUGAAGACGUAGGAAAAAAGGUACCAUUUGAAAUAUAUAGCAAUUUUGAUAAAGGCGAUACACCUUUUGAUUUUGAAGCGAAUGAGGAAGAAAUGGUUAAAAAUGAAAAUGUUGAAGAUCGUCGAAGUUCAAUGUGUAUGAUUUGGAAAAGUGCUACAAACAUAGGAAUUGGUGUGGCAAAAACAUAUCAAAUUCAAGGAACAUUUUAUAUUAUUGUAGCAGCAAUAUAUCCUAAGUCAAACGAAUUGGGAAAAUAUAAAGAAAAUAUAACACCUAGAAAUCUUGAAGCCAUGACUCAUUAUGGUUAUUUUGAAAAUCUUCAGAAAGAAAAAGAACGCAACAAAAGUUUUAUCAGAAUCGAAGUCGAGCCAUGGGUUCAAAAUAUUAUAGAUCGUUUAAAAAAAAAUGUUUUUGGCAGUGAUUAAAAAGAUAAAUAAAGGUUCAAUAUUAUCGCUUA